CCCCCUAUUGCGGGGUGGCGGCGCGCGCUGGAGUCCCAGACACUAGCUUUACGCGGCCGCGUCUUCGCAUUGGCAAGCGGAGGAUGACACGUGCCUCCUUCUCACCACCCCUAGGCUCCCGCUUGCUGCAUUGGCAUCAGUAACGGCCACAGAAAACACGACCGUGGAAACAGUGGCGCGGCGAAACCGCAGCAGGAAAGUGCGUCGAUUACUUUUUACGCACGGGCAGACUGGAGAGAGCUGAUUUCUCUGGCUGAACGCGCCACGGUUCCCAAACAAAAAGGAGACGCGCGCAAGCACGAUGCAGGUACCAGGCACCGACCUCUGAAGGUGACAUGGUCCACGGGGUUAUCGACAGUACCUCCCGCACUCUCAAAGAGAACGGAAGAUAACGACUAAACCUCAGUAGAAGAGUCAAUUUUUUCACGUGUUUCUUUUAAUGCGCAGACUGUUCUUAACUAAGGCUACUGUACCUGAAAUAUACCCAUAAAGGUGUGUGGAGAACUGAUCUAAGAAAACAACUAUGGCAACAUUAAUCCGUAGCAAGAUCUCUAACAAGCUGUCUAAUGCUGCGACGACAGUUACCAAUAAAUCGCAGGCAAAGGUGAGUGGGAUGUUCGCCAGAAUGGGCUUCCAGGCCGCUACUGAUGAGGAAGCGCUGGGCUUCGCAGCCUGUGAUGAUUUGGACUAUGACCACAGACAAGGGCUGCAGAUGGACAUUCUUAAAAAUGAGGAAAUGGUGGGAGAAGGCGGAGGGGACAUGGUGGGAGAUGGCAAUAUGGAAGGGGACAGUCAUUACCAGAGAGACGGUACCGGUCCUCCGCCCUCCUCGUCGAAAGACGGUGGCAUAUGUAACGAACUUGCCUCGCAGGAUAAGCCCAAAAUCACUGCUUGGGAGGCAGGCUGGAACGUCACCAAUGCCAUCCAGGGAAUGUUUGUGCUAGGGUUGCCAUAUGCCAUUCUCCACGGUGGAUAUCUCGGACUUUUCCUCAUCAUUUUCGCUGCAGUGGUUUGUUGCUACACGGGAAAAAUCCUCAUUGCUUGCCUCUACGAAGAAAACGAAGACGGACAGCUCGUGCGAGUGAGAGACUCGUAUGUUGACAUUGCCAACGCUUGCUGCGCACCCAGAUUUCCUGCGCUCGGAGGCCACGUAGUGAAUGUUGCCCAGAUCAUUGAGCUUGUGAUGACCUGCAUUUUAUACGUUGUGGUUAGCGGUAACCUAAUGUACAACAGCUUCCCCAACCUUCCCGUGUCCCAGAGGUCAUGGGCCAUCAUUGCCACCGCCGUCCUGCUGCCUUGCGCCUUUCUGAAAAAUCUAAAAGCCGUAUCCAAGUUCAGCUUGCUCUGCACCCUCGCUCACUUCGUCAUCAACGUCCUUGUGAUUGCCUACUGCCUGUCCAGGGCGCGAGACUGGGCCUGGGACAAAGUAAAGUUCUAUAUUGACGUGAAGAAGUUCCCCAUUUCUAUUGGCAUCAUCGUGUUCAGCUACACCUCGCAGAUUUUCUUACCGUCAUUGGAGGGUAACAUGCAGAAACCCAGCGAGUUCCACUGCAUGAUGAACUGGACUCACAUUGCUGCUUGCAUCCUCAAAGGCCUCUUCGCUCUGGUGGCAUAUCUGACGUGGGCAGACGAAACCAAGGAGGUCAUCACAGACAACUUGCCGCCCGGUAUCAGGGCUGUUGUCAACAUUUUCCUUGUGGCCAAGGCUCUGCUGUCAUAUCCGUUGCCGUUUUUCGCUGCUGUGGAAGUGCUGGAGAAGACUUUUUUCCAGGACGGAGGGCGAGCGUUUUUCCCAGAUUGUUACGGGGGCGACGGGCGCCUCAAGUCGUGGGGUCUCUCUCUCCGAUGUGCCCUCGUAGUGUUCACAAUGUUAAUGGCCAUAUACGUGCCGCACUUCGCACUCCUCAUGGGUUUAACGGGGAGCUUGACGGGUGCGGGACUGUGCUUUCUCCUGCCUAGCCUCUUUCAUCUCAAGCUGCUGUGGAGGAAGCUGCUUUGGCACCAAGUUUUUUUUGAUGUCGCUAUAUUUGUGAUCGGGGGUAUAUGCAGUAUUUCUGGUUUCAUUCACUCUAUGGAGGGCCUCAUCGAGGCCUUCAAAUACAACAUACAUGAUUAGCCAAUAGAAAUGGCAGCGGCCGUAUGGUGAUAUAUUUCAACGCACCCCACAUCUUAAACAACCGAAUUCCCCCUAAUGUACCGUCCUCAUUUUUCACCGACGUCCAAGCGACAUACAAAGCACGUGCACUGCUUGUGCGCAUCAACUUGAUGUUGAAACCAAUAAACAUAUUCACCAAAAAAAUAUUACUAAUAAAACAGACAUAGCGACUUACAAAACAAAUGCCUUGGACAACGAAGCGCGUUUAUACAGUUAGACCUAUCGGAGUUUUUCAGUAGGUAAAUGUUUACAGGAAGGCAGUUGUAGAUUGGCUUAGUCAUAAAUCAGACAAGAAAUCGAUUGAUAUGACAAUUUGUGACAUUGUUUGCUAUGGAAGAAUAAAUUGUGAUGAUUUCAUACGUGUUCUGAUCAAUACGUUGCACAUCUUAGUGGUGGAAAAUGUGCUUGAUAAAAAUGAAAGUAAUAUUACCUUUGACUUGGGGACCCAAAUGAUAUCGAUAAAGAUCAAAUUUUAGGAAAACUAAUUCUAAAACUACACUUGUGGUUUACAUAUUGUAAUAACAAAAUUAAGCAGACAGAAUGUAGAAAUAGGUUGCCAAUAUAAGAUAGCUUAUCCUAUUGGACCGCAAGUAGGUAAAUACAGGACUACUUUAGCUAUGCAUUCUGAAUGUAUGACGUUCUUGCAGCAUUGACUAUAUUUUUAGAAAUCAAAGGGAAGGAUUGUGUCAACGAUCAGGGGUUGCAUACUAUAACCCUCGCACCACAAACUCUCCAAUGAAAAAUAGACUUAUGAUUCACGGUGAAAAUAGAAUGAAAGAAAGAUAGAUUUACCUAAGUCAGAAUCAGAAAAAACAAACAAACCGUUGAACGGUUGGAAAUCCAAUUAACAUGUAUAUCAGGUGUAAUUUGACCAUUGCUUCCCCUGUCAAUUGGAAAGCGUCGCAUUAGACUAAUUGUCAUGUCCCUUUCAGAGAACCUUUUAAAUGUUAUUUGAAAGAAAUUAAGGUGUGCGAAUAUCUAUUCUAAAGACUUGCAUAAGGCAUUUUUCAUUUUGUGCAAUCCAAUCGGUGCUGUGGAAAUGUUAUAAAACCGUAUGUGUAGUGUUAUUGUGGUUCAAAAGAUGGAAUGUAUAUCACAAAGUCGUUAUCAUAUAUCGUGAAAAUGAAUAUAUUGAAAAAAAUAAAGAAACACGUGAACUUAUAAUGUA
Molecule: messenger RNA, 3323 nt
Organism: Pygocentrus nattereri (red-bellied piranha)
Lineage: Eukaryota; Metazoa; Chordata; Actinopteri; Characiformes; Serrasalmidae
Gene: slc32a1
Product: solute carrier family 32 member 1
Exons: 2
Coding region: 524-2116 (530 amino acids)
Biological process (GO): amino acid transmembrane transport
Cellular component (GO): vacuolar membrane
Molecular function (GO): amino acid transmembrane transporter activity
Source: RefSeq, a predicted model, not a curated record